Protomyces lactucae-debilis is the source of this 250-nucleotide messenger RNA. RefSeq lists its product as uncharacterized. The transcript has a single exon. The record is from RefSeq and is a predicted model, not a curated record. Bases 1 to 222 code for a protein of 73 amino acids. NCBI's taxonomy places the organism in Eukaryota, Fungi, Ascomycota, Taphrinomycetes, Taphrinales, Protomycetaceae.
AUGGGUGCCAGUCUAUCUCCUGCAGGCUCGCAUUCCGCUGGCACCUUGAGUCCGUACGUCCAACGUAAGCAGAGCAAGGUCGUUUGCGCCUUGACAUGCUGCCACGUAGCGCACGAGGCUCCUGCCGACUUGGGUACGAUCACGCGCAAACCUGCAGAGUUCGUGAAUGCGACAUCGUCUGUCCAGCUGAAGGCGACAUGGCGCCAAUCAUCAAGGCUUUAGAAGCAAGGAUAGCUGAUGACCGAUAUUG